AUGGGCGUAGUGGUCUACGGCUCAGCGCUCGCGCGCGAAAUUUCACGUCCACCACUCUUCGAAGAGAUCUUGCUGAAGGUUUCUCGUGCCUUCUCCCGCCCUCCGUCCCCGGCGCAGCCUGAGUCUGACAAGGACAGCUCUCCCGAUUCACCGCCACAACCAAACACAUUAGGUGUGGCUGCUGGCUCGGCCGUGACCGACGAACACUCUCCGGCAACUGGACCAAAGGGUAGUGAUGUGGAGGCGACCUCUGCUUGUUCCAAGUUCUCGGACCUCGGAUCUACCAAGAAGAUUCUAGACAUGGACGCGGUUGUGGAUGAUGCUAUCCCUGUGAUGACCCAAGAGGAGGAGUUCUCUGACAACCUGAUGCCUGUGGAGGACUGCGUGGCAGCAUUUCAGUGCAUGGUGGAGGAGGAACAGUCAGGCGUGGGGUUGGCCUCGCCUCUGGCGGCUCAGCGACAAAGCUCGAGGGCGCAUGUCACCACCCCGAUGAUGGAGCGGGCAAUGACACUCAAGAUCUCAAAGGACCUGGGAGCUAUGGAAACCCCUGAGCAAGGCGGAGGAUGCUUCAACCAUCGUGGUAGUGCUAGAGAAAUUCCGCGCGCUUGCCUCCCAGUUAUGGCGGGACAGGAACCAUGA
Molecule: messenger RNA, 639 nt
Organism: Triticum dicoccoides
Lineage: Eukaryota; Viridiplantae; Streptophyta; Magnoliopsida; Poales; Poaceae
Exons: 3
Coding region: 1-639 (212 amino acids)
Source: RefSeq, a predicted model, not a curated record